UUGUUUCCAUUUCCUGUUCUUGAAAGUAAAGACUUUCAAGCAUCAAAGAAACCUUAGCUGUAUUGCUAAUAAGAGCCAAAACACAUUCACCUACUGUUUAAAUGUAGCUUUCAAGUUACUUCAGCAGGAAUUAUGGUUGCUUUCUCUCUUUAAUUUUCUUGCUCACAAGCAAUAUUUGCUCAAACACCAAAAGCAACAAUUUGCAUAAAUAGUGCAUUCAUUCACCCAACAUCCUACACCAAAUCUACCAACCGAUCUGUGCAAUAUGGCGAAAGGCAACAAGUGGGCUCUUCUUGUGGGAUGCAACUAUCCCAACACGGCCAACGAGCUGCACGGCUGCCACAACGACGUUCUAGCCAUGCGCGAGGUGCUCACAGCUAGGUUUGGGUUCGAACCAAAUCAUGUUGAGCUUCUCACAGACAAGCCUGGCAGUCCCGUCAUGCCCACCGGUGCCAACAUCAAGAAGGCACUCAACAGCAUGGCCGAUCGGGCCGAGGAAGGCGACGUCUUGUUCUUCCACUACUCGGGCCACGGCACUUUGAUCAAACAGCCUCACAAUUCAUCCAAGAAAGAAGAAGCCAUUGUGCCCUGUGACUUCAAUCUCAUCACCAGUAUGGACUUCAGGCAGCUAGUGAAUCGUGUUCCGAAAGGGGCCACGUUCACCAUCCUCUCGGAUUCUUGCCACAGCGGCGGCCUGAUCGACAAAGAGACGGAACAGAUAGGCCCUUCUGCGACCUCAGACGACACGGUUGCUGCAGAAUACCACAAGCUGAAAGAGAUCCCUUUCCAGUCAAUACUGCAGUAUUUCAUGUCUUUAACCAGCAAAAUCAGCACAGACAUUGGCACACAUUUGGUGGAGGUGUUUGGAGCUGAUGCCAGCCUCAUGUUUCAAGAGCUGCAGCAGGCCAUCAGCAAGCCGCUGAAGCCGGAUGAAGGGAUCCUGCUCAGUGGCUGCCAAACGAACGAGACGUCUGCAGACGUGGAGAUCAUGGAGAAUGGGAGAAAACCAUGUGGAGCAUUUACGAAUGCGGUUCAGAUGGUGUUGAAGGAGAACCUUGGGCCUUUAAGCAACAGAGAAAUGGUGGUGCUAGCUAGAAAGAUUCUGGUGCAGCAGCAUUUCAACAGACAGCAUCCAUGCCUAUACAGCAGUGAUGAAAAUGCAGACAAAAUUUUCUUGAGCUCAUCACAGAAACCAAGUCCAAAAUAAAGCAUGUAAAACCAACAAGUGAUUUCAAGAGCACAAUCUCCUCAUAAAGAAUAAAUUCCUAAAACUGAAUUUGAAGAAAAAAAAGAAUGUUGCAACAACAUAUAGUAUUAUUUUAUUAAUC
This is a messenger RNA of Salvia splendens (bonfire salvia), 1328 nucleotides long. RefSeq names its product metacaspase 9 (gene MC9). Gene Ontology annotation, cellular component: cytoplasm. The transcript has 2 exons. The record is from RefSeq and is a predicted model, not a curated record. The coding region runs from base 266 to 1207 and encodes 313 amino acids. NCBI's taxonomy places the organism in Eukaryota, Viridiplantae, Streptophyta, Magnoliopsida, Lamiales, Lamiaceae. Gene Ontology annotation, molecular function: cysteine-type endopeptidase activity. Gene Ontology annotation, biological process: proteolysis.